Molecule: messenger RNA, 371 nt
Organism: Aspergillus steynii IBT 23096
Lineage: Eukaryota; Fungi; Ascomycota; Eurotiomycetes; Eurotiales; Aspergillaceae
Exons: 1
Coding region: 128-322 (64 amino acids)
Source: RefSeq, a predicted model, not a curated record
GGCACUGGGCAAUGUGUGCAACCUGACCAUGGCAAUCUAAAACAAGCUAAUGGCAUUUCAGUGUCAGAAUUCUCCCAAGCCGGCCUCCACAGGCCCAUGUGCUGCACGCGAGAUAUGAACGGCCAGGAUGAGCUGUGACCUGUCGCUGGCCGAAGAGUCGCCAGUCUUCAGAUUCGCGAUGCCAGCGAUUCUCGUCAUGGCUGACAAUGAUCCGGCACUUUCACCUAAUCUGGCAGAUGGGUCAGGGGCAGUACUUCCCGCGGGGCUUGACAAAGGAAGUUGUGGCGGAAGCGUCACCUUUUGUUCUCAUUCAUUAUCUUGAGUCAACCCAAUUGAUUGGCGGUUUUUGAGACAGGAGCUUUAUAGUGGUG